Vigna umbellata (rice bean) is the source of this 3580-nucleotide messenger RNA. The record is from RefSeq and is a predicted model, not a curated record. Lineage: Eukaryota; Viridiplantae; Streptophyta; Magnoliopsida; Fabales; Fabaceae.
UCUGCGAGUUGUUUAUUCUUGGGGCAAAAUUUUCAACACUUGCCUUCUUCAUAUAUACACACUUCAAUUCCUCUCUCUCACACUCUUUAGCCUCAACAGCUGCAUCUUCUGCAAGAGAAAGGAAAACUAAGAUAAAAAUUAUUCCUCUGCUCAGUUAAAGAAAGAAAAACAUCUCUUCUUGGGUCUCACAAAUUUCCCUCUUCUUUUCUGCAUCACUUUGGAAUUGCUUGGUUUCUACUUCUGUUUUGUUCUUUCUGUUCUGCUUUUGCAGCAUAUAUAUUCUCUUCUCUGCUGUGCCAAACCCCAACAUCACCCAGUUUCUCCAAUUUUCUGCUUUCUAUCUCUCUUUUCUCCAUUCAAGGUUUUGGACAUUCUCUUCCCUUCACACAUGCACAUGCACAUACACAUGUCAUGUGUGUAACACAUAAAAAAAGCAUGAAAUUUGCAUGACCAAGUCUUCUCCUAGCUUGAUGCAAGUUCAGGUCAAUGCAUUGAUGUUAUCAAUUUAUCAUCUUUUUUAGAAAUUCCUCCUUCUGAAGCAUCUGGGCACAUUUCAAAUUCUUUCUACCCCAGAACAAAAGGUCUUUAAUUUAUUCUUUGUGGGAGGAGGAUGGUGGUUAAUCAGGCCUUGUGAACUCUGAAAAGUUGAAGGGUAGCCAAAAAAUGUCUAAAAAGGUCUUCACAAUGAAGGAUGAAAAUCCAGAAUUGCAGAAGCAAAUUGGGUGCAUCAGUGGCUUUUUUCAGCUUUUUGACCGCCACAGGUUCCUCACAGCCCAACAAGGUAGCAGCCACAAUCAGAACAUACAAACUAAAGGUGGAACAAGGAACCAGAUGAAAGAGGUGAAUAAUACAACUCAAAUGGCAAUGGGAAAGAAUGUGAAGGUUGCAGGAGAGAAUCAACAAUUCUCCACAGAAUCAUCAGGAACUUCAAUGUCUUCAUCUUCUCGUUCAUCUAGCAUGUCAUCCCUGGAGUUCAGCAGAGCAAUUCAGAUAGAACCACCAUCAAUAAUCAGUCCAAUGAAAAUUCCAGAGAAUUCUAAUCCAGAAAUAGAAGUGAAGCAACAUGGCAACAAAGGCCCUCACUCCCUUGAUUUCUAUGACAUUGUGAAAGAUUCAAUGCAUAGAGAUGUUCAAGGAUUGUCUGUAAAAAUUGUGGCUAAAGGGGAAAAGAAAGGUAGAAUCUUGAAACACGUUGAUUCUCCCAGGCCUUUGGAGCCCCCAAAACCUGUAAAUAUGGUUGCUUGGGAUUCACCGAGACUCUCUUAUGACGGGAGGGACACACAAGAUUCAUUAAAGUCUGCUAGAAAACCUAAGGAACUCCCAAGGCUUUCCUUGGACAGCAGAGAAGGAUCCAUCAAAAGCUUCAAUGAAGGAACAAAAUGUCGUGGCCUUCUGAAGGGUCUACAGAAAGGGUAUGGUAGCUCUGGCACAAUGUUUAAGCAGCUGCAGGAACCAGAAACUUCUAGAAGAUCAUCCAGUGUUGUAGCAAGGUUGAUGGGACUAAAAACCUUCCCAGAAAGUACAGAAGCAUGUGAUACUCAACCACGGAUAUAUUCCAGCAAAAAUGAGUCAGAUGCAGAAUCUUGCACAAAUGAGAGUGCAUCAAUGAAAGGGUCUACCUUUCUUCAGUUUAGGAGGGAUGCUUCAAUCCUCAAUGAGACACCCUAUUCACGGUUUUCCCUAGAAUCUGAAGCAAGCCAAGGUUCUCAAAUACAAGUUUCAAAGAGAAGUGAAUCUUCAGCAAAAGCAUCAAACCAAUCGCUCUCUGUAUAUGGGGAGAUUGAAAAGAGGAUAGCAGAUAUAGAGUUCAAAAACUCUGGAAAGGAUCUCAGAGCGCUUAAACAGAUUCUUGAUGCAAUGCAGAGAUAUAAAGAAUCAUUUGAGAUUACAAGGGACCAGACUUCAAAUUCUCUAUCUGACCAUAGGAGUAAUAACAGUCUCAGUGAAAACUCUGUGGUUAAAAGCCCAAGAAUACGGCAGAAGGACCCAGCAUCCACCACUUCUGAGAUGAGAAAUUCAACCCAGGGUAGUAAGUCACCAAUUUUCACCAUGAAACCAGAAAAAGCUGCAGGAAAAACUGGCAAGUUUGGUUCUGCUAAUACUGCAAAUGGAAUAGUGGGUGAGAAGCUUGACAGGAAAACAGCAAAGGGUAUCAGUCCAGCCAUCAGACAGGCCAAGGAUUCCCUUGGCCAACCCUUCCACUCGGUGGAUAAGAGCAACAACAAGAUGAGAACAUCAAAAUUGUUGCAAUCCCCAAAAGUUGCUCAAGUAAUCAAUGGGGAAAACGCCACCAACUCCAACAAUACAACAGGGGCCAAGAGCCCAAGGCUACAAAAGAAGUUUGGUUUGGAGAGGCGCUCACCAACAACUAUCCCAUCAUCAGAAUCAUGCAGUAACAGAAGACAACAUAAUAGGCAAUCAGUGGAAUUAUCUUCCCCAAGUACUACACCCAGACAAAGAUUCAAUGAGACCAAAAACCAAAGGGAGGAUUUUAAGCAAGAAGUUGGCGUAAAAGUCAUUCAAACUGAUCAAAGUAAUGCAGCAAAAGAUUUGAGCAAGGAAAGCUUUCAAGUUGAGAAAAUAGUUACAGCAGAGCAACCAAGCCCCGUGUCUGUUCUUGAUGCUGCUUUCUACAAUGAAGAACCACCUUCACCGGUCAAAAAGAAAUCAGACAUCACAAGAGAUUUAGAUGAUACUCUUUAUGAUAGCAGUGAGGAGAAGUCAGAACAUCUCCCGCUUUUAUCCAACAAUGCAAAAGCCAACUUCAGCAGUAGAACUCAAAAUUUGGUUCAAAUUCUCCACCAAAUUGAUUCCAAUGAUGAGAGAUUUACCAAUUUCAGAGACUACAAUGAUCCUGACCAUAAAUAUAUAUCAGAAAUACUGUUAGCAUCAGGGCUUCUCAGCAGUCCAAGCUCUAGCUACGAUUUUCAUUCAUCAAGUCACCCUAUAAACCCAAAGUUGUUCCUUGCUCUAGAGCAAAUCAAGACAAACAAGAAUUGUUUCAACAUUGAAUACGAUGCCAAGAAAAUGGCUGGGCUGAGUAGUCCUCAGAAAAUGCAAAGAAAGCUAAUAUUUGAUGUUGUUAGUGACAUUCUAGCUCAGAAACUGAUAUUGGAAAGUUCUACUCCGUGGUGCCAGUCGAAUCAGCCAGUAAGUAGAAAAAUAAGUGGGGAGCUGCUGUUGGAUGAGCUUUGCAUAGAAAUUGAUAAGUUGCAACAUAAAAAUAGGAAUGACAAACUGAUUAACGAGGAUGAGAACAUGACAAGCCUCCUGUGGGAAGAGUUGAUGCACUAUCCCUCAAUUUACACAAACAGUUACAUGGAAAUUCCAAAUGUUGUGUUGGAUGUUGAACGGUUGAUCUUCAAAGAUUUGAUAACUGAAGUUGUGAGAAGUGAACUACCUAACCAUUCUGGUAAGCACUGCAGACAACAGCUAUUUUCCAAGUAGGACUUCUGGCUAAUGGUCUGAGAAAUAAUUUUCAGCCUUCAUCUGUAAACUUUCUUUUCUACCUAUACUUAUACUUUGAGGAGGGGAAAAUAAGCUAAUUAAUAGAAAUUUUAGAUUUUGUUUCCUGUCUAAA